This is a messenger RNA of Cetraspora pellucida, 238 nucleotides long. The record is from the annotation of a GenBank genome assembly. Lineage: Eukaryota; Fungi; Glomeromycota; Glomeromycetes; Diversisporales; Gigasporaceae.
UUUUGCAUUGGAAUGUAAUGCUGGUGGCGGAAAUACUACACAAAAUGAAAUAGCUGAUGCUUUUUGUAAAGGCAGCGAAGGAAUGGGAUGGGUGUGUGCUAAUACAAAUCCAGGUCAAAAUACUUGCGUUUAUGGUUGCCAUAACAAUAACGAUUGUUUAUCAAACAAUUGUGACAAAACAUAUCCUGUAGUAACGGACAUUGUAUUCAUUCUUUAUCAUCCAAAAUUUAAGAAAAAA